AUGUCCGACCGUCCAAGGAGGUCGGCCCGCAACUCGAGCUACAACUCGCCCGCCCACACCCCAGCCCCCACCACUGCUGCCACAUCCACACCAUCCUCCCGCCUCGUCAGCCAGCACCAGCACCAGCACCAGCACCAUGCCACCCCCUCUGCAGCAGUAGCAGCAGCGGCACAGCGGACGUCCCAGUACCACCAGCUGCCGCCUCAGCCCCAUCAACUGGCCCACCACUCUGCCCAUGCCACUCCCGGCCCAAGCAGAACCGCCAGUGCAGCAGGCCAUCACCCGCCCCAAACCCCCUACUUCAACGUCCAGCAACCACCACAGCAGCAGCCUCACCUCCACCAGCCGCACCACUCGCACCCCCAGCAGCAUCCUCAGUACGCAGCACCCCAACCUCACAUGACCUACCAGCUCCCGCAGGCCUGGACCCUCUCGAGGGGCGCCGCCCCCAUCCUCCCCUUCACCCCCCUCGUCCCGCCCCUACCCGCCAACUUCCCCAGCACCUCGUCCCACCCCGCCCGCCACGUCCCGCAGGCCAUCUACACCACCUUUCCCUCGCGCAUGCGUGCAGGCAUCACCACCCUCAUGCAGCCCAUGCAGCCAAACGACCUCAUCGACCCGCUCGCACGGCCCCUCGAUCCGCUCUCGACCCCACUCCACGAGUCCCGGUUCGACUACGGCACCCCAGGCGCCUCUGCUGCCAGCCUCCUCCGCUCCACCAACCGCACCUCGAGGCGCAGGGCCGCUGCCGGCUACAUCCGAUACGCAGAGGCCGAAGACUCGGGCGAGGACUUUGACGACGAACUCGCAGCCGCAACGCCCACCGACGACGACGCCCAGGCAUCCCGCGGCCUCAAGCGCAAACUCACCGGCCUCGACACGCCAGACGGCUUUGCGCCUUCUGGGCUGCCAGACGAGCAGGGGCAGGUUGGCGGCGAUGAGGAGGAGGAGGAGGAGGAAGAGGGCUUCCGAUCCUACCUCGGCCUGCCGCCGCCGGGCAACAAGGUCGUGGCGCGCCGCAUGUUCCGCCCCACGGCCCACCUCUACCACGACGAUGAGGAGCUGCACAAGCAGGCGCUCCGCAACGAGGUCCUCGUCCCCAUCCGCAUCGAACUCGAGACCGAGACCCACCGCAUCAAGGACACCUUCACCUGGAACAUGAACGAGAAGCUCAUCUCGCCGCUCCACUUUGCCCGCCUGCUCCUCGAGGACCUCGACCUGCCCCUCGAGCCGUACCAGGCGCAGAUCGCCCACAUGAUCACGCAGCAGGUCGAAGAGGCCAUCGGCGUCGCCGACAUCGAGAUGGAACCCGCAGCCGGCGGCAUCUGGAGCCCCGCCAGGCUCGAGGCAAAGGAGGGCGAGCUGGCCCUCACGGAAGAGGAAAAGGCCCAGUACGACCCAGACGAGGAGGACGUCAAGGAGGCCAGGCAGUGGGACUGGGGCCUGGCGCGGCUCGACCCGGAGCAGAAGGACUGGCGGCUGCGCAUGCAGAAGCGCCUCAAGACGGGCGAGGGCCUCGGCACCAUCGAGGACGACAUGAGGGUCAUUGUCGAUUACGAGGUGCAGAUCCUGCGCCACUCGCUGCGCGACCGGCUCGAGUGGGACCUCUGCUCGCCGCUGACUCCCGAGUCGUUCGCGACGCAGCUCUGCAAGGACCUCGGGCUGACGGGCGAGGCGCUCUCGCUCAUUUCCAACUCGGUGCGCGAGCAGCUGCUCAACCACAAGCGCGCCGCGCUCGAGCUGGGCCUGCUGGGCACGGGCAAGCUGUUCCGGGACAAGGAGGCCGAGAUUGUCGAGGCGGGCGAAGAGGUGCUGCGGGAGCGGGCGGAAAAGAUGCGGCGGAGGCUCGAGGGCACGGCGACCGUGUCUGGCACCGAGACGCCGAGGAGCGAGAACGAGGGCGAGGGCACCGACGUCGAGGUCCAGACGCCGACGUCGGCCAUGCAGCAAGACGAAGAUGGCGGCGGCCAAGAGGCAGGUCUGGCGGUCACGACGCGGGCCACGCCCACACCGACGCCGACACCAACACCAACACCGGCAGCGCAACCGGCCGAGGCGGGCGACGGGCAAGACUCGGAGACGGAAGAGGUCGAGACGCUGCACCUCACCGCCCCGGCCACGGCGGCGGGCACGGCAGCGCCGACGCGCGAGCCCUCGACGACGCCUGCGCCGACGUCGACGUCGACACCGGCCGUCUCUACGCCAGUAGUGGGCGGUGCAGGCGGAGCGACGAGGACUUCAUCGCGCCUUGCCGCCGCCGCUGCCGGUGGUGUUGGAGGGGGGAGCGGCGCUUCGGGUGCCGCGGCGGCGACGGGGGACGAAGAGCCACGGCCAUCGGCGGCGCAGCGGCUGGCGUCUGCGUCGCUCGUGGUGCGCGACAUCCUGUCCAAGGGCGCGAGGCCGAUGGAGGGCGUGUGGCGGGACUAUGUCGAGAGCCGCGAGUUUGGACCGCUCCUCGAGCGCCUCUCGGACGAGGACCUGCAAAAGGUCGAAGAGGCAAACGUCCGCGCUUCCAGGCGCAACCGCCGCGAAGCGCAGCGCGGGUACGCCACGUCGGGCAGGAGAAGGAGGUAG
This is a messenger RNA of Pseudozyma flocculosa PF-1, 2574 nucleotides long. RefSeq lists its product as uncharacterized. Gene Ontology annotation, molecular function: transcription coregulator activity. Gene Ontology annotation, cellular component: nuclear chromosome; nucleus. Gene Ontology annotation, biological process: regulation of transcription by RNA polymerase II; chromatin remodeling. The record is from RefSeq and is a predicted model, not a curated record. Bases 1 to 2574 code for a protein of 857 amino acids. Lineage: Eukaryota; Fungi; Basidiomycota; Ustilaginomycetes; Ustilaginales; Ustilaginaceae. The transcript has 3 exons.